Messenger RNA from Meloidogyne enterolobii, 1719 nucleotides. The record is from the annotation of a GenBank genome assembly. NCBI's taxonomy places the organism in Eukaryota, Metazoa, Nematoda, Chromadorea, Rhabditida, Meloidogynidae.
AUGGUUAUAAAACUGUCUAAUAUUGGUAAACGUCCCAUCGUCAUUACACACAGCAAUCUUGCGAUGAGCAAGAUAGUUGAAGACGUCUGUCCCAAACUGUCCCACACUAACAAACAAGCACUUAUUCUUCUGUCCGCGCGCGCAAAAGAGCAAUAUAUGAACCUCUUCAAUCAAUUCUCUGACCACCUCUUAAUAUCCUCCAUCAAAGAUACACAAAUAGAAUCCGCUAAAAGUAAAGAUAGAAAAACCAUAAUGAGAUAUAAGGAUAAUGCCUUCACUAAACCAAAACAAGCAGAUGAAAAAUCAACUGCUUUGAUAAUUUUAGAACUUGACGACCUCUACCCAAUUAAAUUUUCCACCGUUUCAAUGUGUGAAGAAGUGAUUUCAUUAAUAACAAAAUGUACCCAUCUCUUUCUCGAUGAAGCUACCCAGACUCCUAUAAAUCAAAUUUUACAUAUCCUCACAUUUGCACGCAACUUAGAAAAGAUAUUCUUAGCAGGCGACGCUUUACAGCUAGGUGUCCACUUACAAGAUGUCCCAAAAUUUUUACACCCAUAUUGUUUUGAAUCGAUACUAACACACACACUCCAGAUUUCCUCAAUUCCCAAAAUCACACUUAGAACAUCAUACAGAAGCCACCCUAUCUUGACUAGAAUCAUCUCCGACUCCUUCUACGGAUCCAUGUUGGAAUCAGGAACCAUAGAAUCCGAACGAUCUGAAGCCUUAUCCUUUCCAUUCCCUAUACAAAAUAUUCCAUUAUUACUUGUUCACACUCCUGAUAAAGAUACAAGAGACUCCCAUUCCUUCUCCCGUCACAAUAUAUCACAAACCCAAUUAACAAAGAUUGUUGCUGAAAAAUUUAUCAGUACAACAAGCUUACCAAUUGUCAUUUUAGGUCUAUACAAAAAACAAGUUGAGGAAAUAAGAUUAUUAAAUAUCCCUCGAAUUACCACCCUCACCAUAGAUUCAUAUCAAGCUCGCGAGCAAGAAAUAGUUAUACUAAUUACCACAAAAACUAUCCCCGCAGAUUCGCUAGAAAAUGAUAAAAUUAUUGGAUUUAUAAAUGAUUCCCAAAGAGUAGCAGUAUCCAUUUCCAGAGCCCGACAAGCAUUCUGUAUAAUUGGAGAUUUUAACACUCUUUUAAAAUGCUCAUCCUGGCAAUCAUUUAUAAACCAAGCGCUAAAAUAUACAUAUAUACUUAAUCAUAAUUUACUUUUUAGUACACAAGACAAUUCAUCAGUUCAAAAUAAUUCAAAUCAACAGAAACAUCAACACAUUCCAACCAUCACCAGCCGUCAACCACCACACAAGAAACAAUACCGCCCAUAUCCUCUCAUUACCCCACUCAAUUCAAUUAAAUGUAACCCCAAAAAUAAUCAAUUACCCCCAUACUUUUCUGAAAAUUAUACCAAUACCGAUUAUAAUUGUAAGAAUCCCCCACACAACCCAACCCCAAUAAACAAAUAUUCCUCAAUCCAAACAAAUAUGUACCCCACAAUACCCUCACAAAAUACAAUGUACCGCCCAAAUAUUCAAAAAUCAUACAUACCUUCUCCAAUGCCCUCAAAUUUCCAACAACCAACUUAUCCAUUUCCUUCAUCUUCUUCUUUUACUGUACCACGCACCAAUCUAAACAUUCAAUAUUUUAAUAACAGUUACUGGCAAUGGUCCGAAGAGGACCGGAAAUGGAUUAAAGUACCUCCACCUCCCCCUCAAUAA